GCGGGCGAGCGGCUCAUUGAGAGUCUGGCAGCGCCGGGCAACUGGGGCGCGGCUGUGCGCAGCGUCCCGCGCGCUCCGCGAGGGGACGCCGCGCGGCAAGGGCCGGGUCUCGGGCUCCAGCCAGCCGGUCCCUAACCGGUCCCCUGGCUCGAAUUUCCGACGGAAGGGUUGGACUGCGCAGCGUUCAGAGGGGGUCCGGAAGUUCGGACAUGGUGACUGAAGGAGGGUGACGUGGUCUGAUAAGGGACCGGGGGCAGGGGGAAGAGGCCAAGAGCGCCGGCAACGCGAGCGGAGCUGGGAGGUGCGUGAAGCGCCAGCGGAGGAGGAGGAUCCCGAGCCCGAGGCAGCGGAACCACUGAUUCAAACGAAAUCUUAGACCCAGCGCAUAAAUCAGAUAUAAGAAGAGUUCUGGUGGGAAUAGGGUGGGGGAGCUCAGCUUUACGAGGGGUCCGAAGGUACCUCCUUCCAGCAAUUUGGCAACCACUAGCCAAACUUCCGCGACCAAAAUUUUCCCUCCCUAAGCCUGAUCUCCUGGAGGGUACACUGUAGCUUAGCACAUCGUGCGCUCUUCCCGGCAAGUCUCUUCCUUCUUCCCACGGUCUUCUACGCCGGGUCCUGCCAUGGAGCUACGCUCCGAGCUACCUAGCGUGCCCGGCGCAGCGACGGCGGCGGCGACAGCGACGGGGUCGCCCGUGGCAUCUGUGGCGUCGGUGGCGGCGGCGGCAGCAGCGGCCGCGUCGCUACCGGUGAGCGUGGCGGGCGGCUUGCUGAGAGCGCCGCCGCUGUUGUUGCGGGCUGCGGAGAAGUACCCGCGGACCCCCAAGUGCGCGCGCUGCCGCAACCACGGCGUGGUGUCAGCGCUCAAGGGCCACAAACGCUAUUGCCGCUGGAAGGACUGCCUGUGCGCCAAGUGCACGCUCAUCGCCGAGCGCCAGCGCGUCAUGGCGGCGCAGGUGGCGCUGCGCAGGCAACAGGCGCAGGAGGAGAACGAGGCGCGCGAGCUACAGCUGCUCUACGGCACUGCCGAGGGCCUGGCGCUCGCGGCAGCCAACGGCAUUAUCCCGCCGCGACCUGCCUACGAGGUCUUCGGCUCCGUGUGCGCCGCCGACGGCGGGGGGCCGGGAGCGGGAGCGCCCGCGGGGACCGGAGGCGGCGCAGCGGGCGCGGGGAGCUCAGAGGCCAAGUUACAGAAGUUUGACCUGUUCCCCAAGACACUGCUUCAGACCGGUCGCCCCGGCAGCCCGCAGCCGCCACCCGGGAAGCCCUUAUCACCCGACGGCGCGGACUCGGGUCCUGGGACAUCGUCUCCGGAGGUGCGGCCGGGCUCGGGCUCGGAGAACGGCGACGGCGAGUCCUUCUCGGGGUCGCCCCUGGCCCGGGCCUCCAAGGAGGCAGGUGGGAGCUGCCCGGGCAGUGCAGGCCCGGGAGGCGGCGGUGAAGAGGACAGCCCUGGUUCCGCUAGCCCACUGGGCUCCGAAUCCGGUUCCGAGGCCGACAAAGAAGAGGCAGAGGCCGCUCCCGCUCCAGGGCUGGGCGGGGGCCCGGGUCCACGGCAGCGGACGCCGCUGGAUAUCUUGACGCGCGUCUUCCCGGGCCACCGGCGAGGCGUUCUGGAGCUGGUGUUGCAGGGUUGCGGCGGCGACGUGGUGCAGGCCAUCGAGCAGGUGCUGAACCACCACCGCGGGGGCUUGGCGGCCGGCCUCGGUCCCGCCGUUCUCCCCGAUAAGGCCGCAGUGGGUGCAGUAGCAGCUGCGGACGACGCGUGGCCGGGCCGCGUCGACGCCGCGACAGCUGGGGGGCCCGGGCUGCCCGCGCCGCUGCAGGCAGGCCCCGCCGCUCCUCCACACCACAGACCUUUGCUGGCCGGCGCCAUGGCGCCUGGGGCCCUGGGCUCGCUGAGCAGCCGCUCCGCAUUCUCACCACUGCAGCCCAACGCCAGUCACUUCGGCGCCGAAGCGGGCGCCUACCCGCUGGGCGCGCCGCUGGGCCUCAGCCCCCUGCGCCUGGCCUAUUCGGCGGCAGCGGCGCACAGCCGUGGCCUGGCCUUCAUGGCUCCCUACUCGACCGCUGGCCUCGUCCCCACACUCGGCUUUCGCCCGCCCAUGGACUACGCCUUCAGCGACCUCAUGCGCGACCGCUCGGCCGCCGCGGCUGCGGUGCACAAAGAGCCCACCUACGGCGGCGGUCUGUACGGGCCUAUGGUCAAUGGCGCCCCCGAGAAGCAGUAGGGCCAGGGGCCCGGCAGCCGGGCCGCCUCCAGACGGGACCCCGGCCUUGAUCCCACGCGCCGCCGUUCCCUCUUCACCCGGUGCGCGCUCUGCGCCCCAGCUGGGGUCCUCUCGCUCAAAGGUGAUUUUCGGUUUUGUUUUGGAAGGUGGGUGGAGAGCUGAGAGAAGCGGGAGCAACCACAGAUGCAGGUGUUCUCAGAGCGGGUGCGUGUUCUUGACCCUCAUCUUCUACCACCUCCUCAAGUCUCCUCCAGCACUUCAAAAGGCCGGGAAUUUUUGAGAAUUCAGAGGCUGCGGCCGCUGCACACGCUCCUGCCUCUCCUUUUGCUGCGCUCAUCCCACCCUCCCUCUCUCCAGUGGAUGGCAGGAUAGUCUGAGAGUCUGUCUUCUGUGUCUCCCUCUCCUUAUUAAAAAUUUUUUUAAAAAAAAUAUUCGCUCUAACAAAUAUAAAUUUAGGAUGUAUAAAUCUCCUGGCACUGAGUCGAGUCUUUGGGACACACAUAUAUAUAUCUCGAUAUCAAUUGUAAAAAAGAAAAGGAAACAAGUUCUAAGGUGCACUUUCCUCGUUGCGGUAUUUGUCGCUCUCUUUGUUGCUUAUGCCAAUAAGCAUGGGUUUCCUUGGUGCAGUGUGAGUUUUUAUAUAUGUAUAAAUCUAUAUAUAAUCUAUACAUAUAUAUAUACAAGCCAGUGUAUAAUGUUAUAAAAUGGAAUUCUAAGUUAUUAAUUGUAAUCUGUAGGUGACCUCGGUAUUAACGUGAAAAAUAUUCAAAAACAAGCAAAAAAAAAAGGACUAAAUGGAAAAAAGUAGACUAUGCGCGCAUUGUACUUAUCAGAUUUUAUAGAUUAAAUAUAUUGUAAACUCGGGACAAAUCCUGCCCACCCGCCCCUCUUGCCUGCGGCCGGUCUCUCCCUAAGAUGCCGUCAAGGUGCGCACUGAAGCAGGAACAGAGCGGCGAGUGACUGAACCAGAACCGCCUGCCCGAGAGCCCAUCCCCGCCUCCCGGAACUCGCCAAACGCCCGGCCCGAAGGGACGGCAGCGGGAAACGCUGCUGCAGAGAAUGGCUCACUUUGUGCUUUCCUUCGCAUAGACAUGAGCUAGAAAUAAAUGUUAUUUUCUAAGAAAACA
Molecule: messenger RNA, 3355 nt
Organism: Lontra canadensis (Northern American river otter)
Lineage: Eukaryota; Metazoa; Chordata; Mammalia; Carnivora; Mustelidae
Gene: DMRTA2
Product: DMRT like family A2
Exons: 3
Coding region: 621-2228 (535 amino acids)
Biological process (GO): regulation of transcription by RNA polymerase II; sex differentiation; germ cell development
Cellular component (GO): nucleus
Molecular function (GO): RNA polymerase II cis-regulatory region sequence-specific DNA binding; DNA-binding transcription factor activity, RNA polymerase II-specific; protein binding
Source: RefSeq, a predicted model, not a curated record